This is a messenger RNA of Benincasa hispida (wax gourd), 521 nucleotides long. RefSeq lists its product as uncharacterized. NCBI's taxonomy places the organism in Eukaryota, Viridiplantae, Streptophyta, Magnoliopsida, Cucurbitales, Cucurbitaceae. The record is from RefSeq and is a predicted model, not a curated record. Gene Ontology annotation, biological process: response to wounding. Gene Ontology annotation, molecular function: serine-type endopeptidase inhibitor activity.
UGGUCUUGGGUUUUAGUUGUUUGCUUUUUCAUAAUGGCUGAAGACAACCAAAAAACCAACGCCCCUCAAGAUCAGCAGCUGGGUAAAUCAGCAACCGUCAUCAUUCCUAAAUCUUACGAGGAGUUUAUGCAAUUAUUUCAACCCAAAACAUCGGUAAAUAAGGCAUGGCCGUCAUUAGUGGGUUUGACAGCAGAAGAGGCAGAGAAGAAGAUAAAGGAAGAAAUGGCUGAAGUUUACGUUUCAGUGGUUCCUCCGAGUUACGCCAUAACUUUUGAUCUUAGAUCUAAUCGUGUUUGGUUAUUCGUUGAUUCUUCUGGUAAAGUUGUACAAACACCUGUUAUUGGUUAAGAGAGUGUGUUUGGAAUGACUUUUCAAAUGUUUAAGAAUACAAUUUUCUUAACGCUGUCCAAAGUAUUGUUCCAAAUAGUCUCUUAGUUUGAAAUGUUUGUAUAAUAUUUACCAUAUAUGUAUACCUUACGAAAAUAAUGUUAAAUGAAGUGAAGUUCCUAAAGGGUUUAAUA